ACUUUUUAUCUAGUUCAUUCCUUUAUUUAAUAUCAAAUUAGCAAGAGACGCAGAUUCACUUUUAUUGAGAAAACAUAAAAUUUUUAGAAUUUUUCUCUUGAAAUUCAUCUUUAGUCCAAGGCAAUCCUUUGAAAUAUGGCUGUUGUUAAUGUAGAAAUGACUGAAACAUUAAGUCCAGAUGUUUCUAAACAAACGUUGUCACAGGUUGUACGACAAAAAGAAGAAACCGAAGCAGAAAUAGAAUCUCUGUGCAACUUGAUGUAUCAGCUGAACAAGACGCGCACCAAGUUCGAGUCCACAGUAGAUAUAGUGAAAAAUCUUAAUUCACCGUCGGAUAAUUCACUGGCUUUUAACAAUAUGUUUAUUCAAGGAGAUGUUGGUCAAAAUAAUAAAAUUCUCGUCAGUUUAGGUGGAGAAUAUAACGUUGAAGUGGAGAAAGAUGCUGCCAUCAACCACUUUGUGCGGAAACUUCAACGAGUCAAGUCGAAAAUAUAUCUGACACAGAAGAUGCUGGCUUCAAAAAUGAAGGACGCUGAACGUUUGAAGAAAGCUGCAGUUGACAUUAUGGAUGAGAUGAGUUACGGGAAUUCGAAAGUGGAGUGAUUCUCAUAUUUCCUUCUUCACAAAAUUCCUCAGAAUGCGAGAACUCUUUUGAUUGAAAGAGUUGCUUAUCGAUUCAUAGAAACAUUCAAUAUUUAAGUAAUUUCUAUGAAUGAUUUAUUUUGCAUGUAAAACAUAAAUUUGAUUAAAGA
Parasteatoda tepidariorum (common house spider) is the source of this 752-nucleotide messenger RNA. RefSeq lists its product as uncharacterized. Lineage: Eukaryota; Metazoa; Arthropoda; Arachnida; Araneae; Theridiidae. The record is from RefSeq and is a predicted model, not a curated record.